GCGGUUGCUCGUGUGUGUAUCGCGCUUCAGUUCGACUCGUCGCGUAUCGUUCCUUUUGUAUUCUCCAUCGCAGGACCACGCGUGUGAGGUUUUUCUAUUCGCCGGUUAUCCGUCCGUAUCCGCGAAGGUGACCAGACCGACGGAAAACGACGAAGCUGUGUUCUAGAAGGACCUCUUGACACGCCAGGACCACGCAUACCCUUUCGGAUUUUUUGGAGUACGUCUCGAGAUUGUUUUCGUGCGCGGGCGUAACGCCGACGUGAAGUUCUUCUGCAUGAUUUCGUACGAACCGUCGACGUACGGUACGAAAGGCAUCGUGAACGAGGAUGUAGCGAGCAGGGACAGCCUGUCACGAGAAUCGUAUCGAGAGGAUGUGCACGAGAGCACGAUCGUCGCUGACAAAGAAGUUCACGCCUCGAAGCGAGUCUGUUAUCGAACGGAUCAUCGAUUAAGAUCACUGCCAGAGUAAUGACGAGAUAGUGAACAAAAUUAUUCCGUCCGUGAGCCGUCCUUCGAUAGUCGUUUCACACCGAUCGAAAAAAGAAAAAAGGAAGAAGAAAAAAAAAUACUCUUUGUCUGCUUUUCGAGAUCAAAGACUGAAUAUAUCAAAGAGAGGAAAGAUGUUGGGAGUGAGUCAGCCGGGAAAUCCACCCUCGAGCUUGCGACACUCGGCGAGUUUCUCUUGUCUGCAGCGUGGCACAGCCAGCGAGGGGCACAGAGCGAGGACUUCGACCCUGCUGCAGCAGCCGAGCCUGCAGUUGAGCGGAAGUCAUCAUCAAUACUCGUCCGGUCAGACGUCUUUGCUGCAACAUUCGACCGGCACCGUUCAGCAUCGCAUCGAGGCAUUGGAGUCGAUUCAAGACAGCAACGAUUAUGGUUUCGUCAAGAUCAGACCCCGUCUCCGCAGCACGAACGCCACAUUAUAUUACGAAGAAGAAGUCGCUGCUCAGAAGAACGCUUUGUGGGACCGGGAUGCGUCAGCGUUCAGCGAUCGCGAGUGCGAUACCAAUUACAGAGAAUGUUCGUUGAAGAUGAAGGACCGUGAUCAUUCGCCAAAAGUUGGCUCUUCGAAGAAUCAGAAUCCUUUGAGAGGCGCUUUGAUACUAUUCACCUCGACGUCUUCAUGGUGGAAAGCCAGACAACGAGAGGAUCAAUUGAACGGUUCCACCGCCGAUCGUACACUAGGCUCUACUACUUCUGGCGUUGGCUCCUCUUCCGAGCGAAAGUGGUCGAGCACUUCCAUGGCAUCUCCUUCGAACGAAAGAAAGUGGCCGUCGGUGACGUCGCCCACGAACGACCGGAAGUGGUCCGUGGGCAACGGGGCUCUGACGUCGCCUGGCAACGAAAGGAAGUGGACCAGAUCGUCCGUCUGUUCGAACUCUACCGGACAGCAAGACAGGAAGUGGCGAUCACUCGGUGCCCUGCUAAGGGCUCCCACGGGCAACGGUUCGCACGCUGUUCAACACUCGCUGUCCCAUAACAUGAGCGUGUCCAUGAUCGAGGGCGAGCAUUUCCGGGAUGAUCCCCGUGGCACGAGUUGCAAGUCGACGCGGUACCAGCAGCCCACCUCCUAUUCCGCCCGUGUGUCUCGAGUCAGCCGGGACAUAUAUAGAGAAAACGGGGAAUUCGGUCAGACUUCUGGAAGAUCGAAGGUCAGCCGUAGGUUGUACCAAGACAACAACAACGCUGAGUCAAUCGAAAGGGACAUCGACGAGAGACAUCUGAAUAGACACCAGUUCGACGACGAGUGUCGUGGUAGAACGAAUCGAGAAAGCAUAUGCAAAACUGAACAGACGGGCAAUGAGACGCGAGCCACUUCAACGAGAUCAAGCAGAGCUCAAAGCUUUUAUCUUUUGGAUGAUUUCCUGCGACCGCAACCGCAGCCGAAUAAAUGUAUGCUCAACGUAUACUUGUCACCGUCUCACUCGAAGUCUGGCAAUAACAACGAUCAUGGAAGAUCAACGGAAGUGAAACAGAUCUCGCAGGGGAACGUCACUAACAUAACACCGCCCCGACGUCAUAACUCGAGCUCGGAUAGCCUCGAAGUAGCGACCAGUCCUCUUCCGCCGCCAGUGCCGCCUCCGCCACCGCAGGUCACCACCCGGGACAGAGAAAGGGGUGAGAAUUUCAAAGAGAAGGACGUGUGCCAGUGCAAAAUGUGCUGCACCAUUAUGCACCAGAGAUCUUUCGUUGAAGAGGUGAGUAGGCGAUCCAAAGAGCGUGCAUCUCUCUACCAAGAGACCGGGAGGAGUCCUGGAACGUUGCAUAAAGAUGUCGGUGGUGCUGGUACCAAGGUCAGCGGAAAAACGGUCGGCGGUAUUGGUACCGCAACCCUCACCACGCUCUCAUCCAUUAAUAAUACAUCCAACACCAGCAGGAACAAGAACAAUCCCGUAUCUCAAGAGAAAUUACUGUCAUUCUUUCACCCCAAACCGACGCGAGUGGAGAAAUCGGACAACAAUAAUACGAACAAUUCUUCAGCCAACAAUAUCCAUAACAACAUGCCGAUACACGAGUCCAUUAAUGCCACAUCUCAUGACGUGUAUCCUGGGAGAUUGCCAAUGACAUCUCAGGAGGCCCUCAAAUAUUACGGUUCGAGGCUCACAGAAUUCGAACGUGCCGAAAUCGAGAAGUACUCGGAGAUUUGGUAUCUUGGUUUAUCAGCUCAUAAAAUUCACGGCGAGGAAGGGUCAUCGCAAAACGGUGGAUACGACGACGAAAACGGUAGUUACAACAAGGUCCUCCACGAUCACAUCUCGUACAGAUACGAGAUAUUGGAGGUGAUUGGAAAGGGAAGCUUUGGACAAGUAAUUAGAGCGUGGGAUCACAAGACGGGUCAUUACAUUGCCAUUAAGAUCAUCAGGAACAAAAAGAGAUUCCAUCAUCAGGCUCUCGUCGAAGUGGAAAUCUUGGAACAUCUCAGGAAGAAAGACUUGGACGCGAACGCGUCGCACAAUGUGAUACACAUGCUAGAAUAUUUCUACUUCAGGAACCACUUGUGCAUCACUUUUGAGUUAAUGAGUUUGAAUUUGUACGAGCUAAUCAAAAAGAAUAACUAUAAGGGAUUUAGCCUCAGCCUAAUAAGAAGAUUCGCCAACUCGCUAAUUAGCUGCCUGAGACUGCUUUAUCGAGAGAAGAUAAUCCAUUGCGAUUUAAAACCUGAGAACGUGCUUCUGAAGCAACGGGGUAGCAGCUCGAUUAAGGUCAUAGACUUCGGAUCCUCGUGUUACAGCCACCAACGUGUAUAUACUUACCUUCAAUCCAGGUUUUACCGAAGUCCAGAAGUGAUUCUGGGCCUUCCAUACGGCACACCGAUCGACAUGUGGAGUUUGGGAUGUAUCCUAGCCGAACUUUACACCGGUUGCCCAUUGUUCCCGGGCGAGGAUGAGAUCGAACAACUCGCCUGUAUCAUGGAGGUUCUUGGUCUUCCACCAGAACACAUUAUUAAUCACGCCUCUCGUCGCAGGCUUUUCUUCGAUCCGAAGGGAAAUCCUCGAUGUACGUCAAACAGCAAAGGCAAGAAGAGGUGGGUAGGUAGCAAAAACCUCGCGAUGGCUCUUCGUUGCACCGACACCCUUUUCGUGGAUUUUGUCAGCAGAUGCCUCGAGUGGGAUCCAAAGAAGCGUAUGACCCCCGACGAGGCGAUGCGUCACGAGUGGUUGAACUCGUCUUCCUCUCACGUGAGUAGUUCCUCGUCCUCGACGUUGGCUACCUCGACGGUGAAUACGAACGCGAACACUAACGCGAACACGAACGCUAACACGAGCCUGGAGACAACGUCGCAAUCGGCACACGCUCAGACGAUCAGCGUGACCGUUAGCGCGCCCCGACAACGAGCGACCACGGUAGAGGAUCCUCCUUACACGAUGUACCGUCUGUACAAAGGACGGAAAUACGUGCAGAGGAUCAGCACAACCGAGAACACCGACAAUAGCGGGCUCGUGGUGAAGAGCAAGCUGAACGGGAGCGCGAGUAGCCACGCUUUAGCGAGCAGCACCCAGACGACUACCUCCUCGAGACACGCUUCGACCGGCGAUAUCGUCGCGAGUCUGGACCCGAAUCUCGACGAUUCCGGUACGUUUUUACCGCCGAUAUUGUGAAAUCGGGUCUGCGCUAGCCAUUUCUAGAUGCUUUCUGUCGCGCGUACCGUGUCGCGAUCGAACAUUUCGCUCUUUCACGUACACCGGCCACGCGGAAACGAAGAAACUAUGAAAGGUUGAUUUGGUCACGACAAUAAAAAAAAAAAGUAAACUAAAACUAAAAAAAAAAAAAACAAAACAAUACACGGUUCACCGUGAGGCUAAGACCAAUAGAAAGGUGGAGAUUUAUUAAAUGCGUACACGUUGACGACGAUGACCAUUCUUCUUUGGAUAUUUCAUCGAUUGAGGAAGCGUGUCCGGUCACGAAGAAUUCGAGAACAUUUGAGAAUACAAUUAUAUAUAUAUAUAUAUGUAUCAAAAAGCAUGUAGAAUUGGCUGGCUGGAUCGGGCCCGAUCGUUUUCGACGCCAAAAGGCUAGGCAGAAUUGUUUUGCUAGUCUCAGCAUGCGCCGAGCUUAUUUGAGGCCAAAAUAAUGUGAUGAACGGGAGGCGCGUGCCGUGAACAACGAGAGCAUGGUUAUAUAGUAGAAACGCGGUCGUUUCGUUCGUUAGCCGAGCACACAGCUACACACCUACACGCAAAGAUAACGAUUUUAGCGUCUCGGCUCCGAUGGUAUAUAUCACUCAGGUAAUCGUAAAACGACGUGUGUGCACCAAUCUGUAGAGAGUCGAUCGGAAAUAACGUAGAGUUUCGUUCCCCUCGCACCACGACAUUCGUCCCUUAAUCUCCGAGUAUAGCAAGAUUCUUACUAGAUAUAUGCGUUUUGCGAAUCGUACGAGAUCUAAAGAGAGAAAAAAAAAUAGGAUUGUUUGUCUUGUUAACGAUAAACGGGACACAUAAGUAACAACACGUGUCAAAAGUUCGAUUCGCAAAUUGACUAGCGCAAAUUACAUUACGAUUACUUAUAUUAAAGUGUACGAGGGGUAGCGAGAGGAUGAAUGUGUUUUUAACAACGAGAUUCCCACGCGAUACGAUUCCUAAUCGAGUCAGCAUCGAAUUUGCGAUCACGUCGAUACAAGAGAGAGAGAGAGAGCGAGAGAGAGCGUGAGAGUGAGAGAGAAAGAAAGAGAGAGAGAGAGAGAAUCUGAAGUCGUUUGAAAACCCCGUGGCAACAGGGUCGUACGAUUUAAUAAAUGAAACGUCAAGGCAAAACGACGACGGAGUGACGGAAGAAACUCCGAGACGAAGCGUGCCCUAGUUUCGCGAGGCCUGAGUAGUCUUAUUGUGAUAUUAAUCUACCACUGUCUUAUGUAGAUCUCUGAUAUUAAGAAGUAAACGAUCGCUAUAUCAA
Messenger RNA from Osmia bicornis bicornis, 5391 nucleotides. RefSeq names its product probable serine/threonine-protein kinase dyrk2. Gene Ontology annotation, cellular component: nucleus. The transcript has 12 exons. The coding region runs from base 621 to 4100 and encodes 1159 amino acids. Gene Ontology annotation, biological process: peptidyl-serine phosphorylation; peptidyl-threonine phosphorylation. Gene Ontology annotation, molecular function: ATP binding; protein serine/threonine kinase activity; protein serine/threonine/tyrosine kinase activity. NCBI's taxonomy places the organism in Eukaryota, Metazoa, Arthropoda, Insecta, Hymenoptera, Megachilidae. The record is from RefSeq and is a predicted model, not a curated record.